Molecule: messenger RNA, 1707 nt
Organism: Epinephelus lanceolatus (giant grouper)
Lineage: Eukaryota; Metazoa; Chordata; Actinopteri; Perciformes; Serranidae
Gene: nsun4
Product: NOP2/Sun RNA methyltransferase 4
Biological process (GO): rRNA methylation
Cellular component (GO): mitochondrial large ribosomal subunit
Molecular function (GO): RNA methyltransferase activity
Source: RefSeq, a predicted model, not a curated record
UGAAUACCUGUCGCACAACAAGAUGGCGCUGCUCUUGGACAGCAGGCUCCUGCUGAGGAAAGUUAAAGAUUUAAGGUGUUUCACGCCAAGACGAAACCGAAUGAAGCAGAAAUGGGCCACCACACGUACCAAGCACCCUCCCACCAGUCUGGCCCUGCAGCACUUUGAUGCCACCUACGGCCCCCAACUGGGGCCGCUGUGGCCAUCCGUCCGAGUCGCCUUGCUGUCAGAGAGGAAAUACGGAGCCCUGAUCAAUCAUUUCUCCGAUAAUGCAGCUCUGGCGGACCUGGAAGCCCAGGGAUGCAGAGACUUCCCCAGUGACACAGAUACAGUGGCUCAGCCGUGCUUGGAGCAAGAAUCUGAGGUUGCAGCCAAGGAGGGAUCUGGUGGUGUUUCUUUGAAGAAGUCUGACACUGUUGGUCAGCAGCUUUCUCCUCUGCAGCUCAGUCCGAACAUCAAGUGCUUUGUGUUUCCAAGAGGGAAUAUCACAAGAUUCAAGCCUGCUAGCCCCGACAUGUUUGGGUUGUUGAGUUACUACCUGAUGGACGCAGCAUCUGUGCUGCCUUGUCUUGCGCUGGAUGUGCGAGAAGGUCACAAUGUGCUUGACCUCUGCGCUGCUCCGGGAGGCAAAACCCUGGCUUUGCUUCAGAGCCAGUCUGUAGGUUUCUUGUGUGUAAAUGACAGCUCAGUGUCUCGGACGUUACGACUGAGAAAAGUGCUGCACGGCUACAUUCCUAAGCCGUUUUUGACAGACGGCAAACUGCGCAUCACCUCCUUCGAUGGCACCAAGUGGGGGGAAAUCGAAAGGAACACUUUUGACAGAGUCCUUGUUGACGUCCCGUGCACCACAGAUAGACACUCACUGAUGGAGGACGACAACAAUAUAUUUAGUAAGAGUAGGACCAGCGAGAGACAAAGGCUGCCGCAGCUGCAGCUGGAGCUGUUGCUGGCGGGAAUCAAAGCAGCUUGUCCAGGUGGGGAGAUCCUCUACUCCACAUGCACACUGUCUCAAAUCCAGAACCUGGGUGUGGUGGAGCAGGCUGUCCACUUGGCUCGGGAGAACCACGGCAUAAACCUUCAGGUUGUUGAUCUGCGACCCCUCACACACAUGUUUAGGAAAACCUUUCACUUCGCCCCCGACCUUCACCUGGGUGAGAUGGUCGUCCCGCACUUAGCCGCUAACUUUGGCCCCAUCUACAUGUGCAAGCUGAGGAGGCUCACAUAGACUGUGUGGACUGAUGGACAACUUUGCCUGAAAGCUUUUGGACAUUUGAAUGACUCUUUUUUUUUUUUACUGCUUUAUGGACUAAUGAGAUGAUCCUCGUUUCUAUAUAUAAACUGUAAGUGUUGGAGCACAGUUGAAGGAGAUGUUUUCAUCGCGGUGAAGGACUGUUGAAACACUGGACGACAGAAUGUGACAGAAAACGCAAAGAAUCCUGUUGAAGGACCUGGACCGUGACAUUACUGUGGACAGCACUGAAGUACUUUUUUUUUUUUUAAAGCAGACUUUUGGACUCAACCAACAAUGAUGGCCUGUUCAGUAUAGAGUAUUCAAUAUUUUUCAGCCUGUGUCUGUGUGAGUAAUGUAGACCACAAUAUUUUUGAAACUGAUUAUAGUGUUGAGCGAAACAGGUUGCAGUGUUAUAUUGAUGGAUAAUUGUGCAUCGUCAAUUUACGUCCAAUAAAAGUGCUUGUUUUUGAAACUGA